Molecule: messenger RNA, 5182 nt
Organism: Amoebophrya sp. A120
Lineage: Eukaryota; Dinophyceae; Syndiniales; Amoebophryaceae
Source: the annotation of a GenBank genome assembly
AAAGCCAUGCUCAAGAAAAGAAAAGCCCGCGCGCAGGUGUUGCAGAGCUUAUUGCACGACGGGCGGGGGUUGGGGAUGGGGUUGCACUUGCAGAACGAGAACCAGAAACAGGAUGAAAAACCUCCGCAGAAGGUGAUGAACGACACUGGGGCAUCAAAUAAAACUACUACAUCGAGUCGCACACCAGAAGAGUCCUGUGCAACGCCCGCAAACCUGUUUUCCCAAACGCAGCAUUUCUUUGCGGACGGAUCGCAGACGCAGACCGGGGACGAGAUCAUGGAAGGCCCACGACCUGGUGUGGAAAAAAUGACUGCUACUUCGGGUCAAAAAACAGUGGCGGGAGAUGAAAAGCAAGGACAGGUGGGUGAAGUAGAUGGCUGCGGGAACAACAUUACGCCCGGAUUUUUUGCGUUUCCGUUUUCAUCUUCAACACCUUCACAAACACCCGCGUUUAAUAAUACUCUUACGCCAGGUUACAACUACGGCACGAGCCGCUUGCUGCCGUUUCAAAACAAGAGGCGGGAGGAGAUAUUGGCGGAGGAAGAGAGAAAUAAACGGUUGAAGAGGAAAUACCUGAUAUCGAAAGGAAAAAUCCCCCCUCCCCAUAUCAAAACGGAACUUCUGAUGCUGGAGUUGUGUACACAAAUCAGCUUUGUAUUGCAGCAAGGCAUAAUUGCGGCUAGACCCCCAGUCUGCGUUUGGGUGUAGUUGUUCAGCAUUGCAAACGGCUGCCCUUUAGGCGCAACAGCGUGGCAAAUCGUUUCCUUAACGGGGCAAAGGCUUGUGCCCUUGUUUUCUUGCAAGACAAAUGUGAUUUGUGGCCACAAAUCAGCAACGCAAAUCUUCGGAAACAUACAGCGUCAAUAUGGGCAGGGGGAGUUUUUCCGUUCAAUACGUGAAGCAGCUGAAAGUGAUUUACGAAAACGAAAUCCUGAAAAAAACGUCAGAGCUCCGGAAGGCGCAGGUGCUUUUCAGCAAGCAGGAGGGAAAGUUGCGGGAAAUCCAAGCAGAGAAAUUGGAGUUGGAGAUGGGGACGAACUACUGCAGUGGAGCGACCUGCGGAGCUAAUGUGUUAGAAAAGCAACUGUUCAAGAGCCAUCCGACCGAUUUCACCCACCUCUCCGGCGCCCGACAAGUUGCCGACUACCUUGAGUUUCUUGUUUCCGAGCGCCGGUUCUGGCUGGGAAUUUCGGAAAACUUGGAAAAAGUGGAGAAGAUGUUGAAGGAAGAGACAAGAAGAAGAAGUUGUGGGACGGCCACUUCUACGCUGGAUAAACAGAGUUCAUCCCUGGUGGAGAAGAAAUCCGUGGAUUCAGCAGCAAACGAAGACAGACUCGUGGCGCGAAACGAUAGCGAAACGAGGAAAAAUCAGUCGUCGCUUGCAGUACCAAAUGAAGAAGCAAGUGACGACGAAGUAGAGAACGCUGACAACUACAAUAGGACCACGAGCACGGCGACUUCCAGCAGACAGCUUGUGGCUGCAGAGAGGUUUUUUCACGAGGAGAUCCAGGAAAAGAUUCUUUCUCGUCGGCGCGAGCAACAAGCCAGUCUUUUUCCUAAUAGUAAAAGCAACAAACGGAAGCGGAAAACAAACUUGUCCCUCGUGAAAUCCGGCGAAGAACCUGGAGGUGCAAGCUCUUCGAAGAAAAGGAAGAUAAAAGAAGACCAGAACCACGACUCUAAGAACUCAGGCGGACGGGCGGAAACGACGGAUCACUGUGAAGAUAUGGCAAUGGGAAAUACUUUUUUCAGAAAACUUUUUUUUUUCGCCGCAUAUGAUCUCACGGCACUCCAUAGGCAUACAAGCGGGCACGCGCAGAAUAGAUCUGUCUAAGCGAGUAGACGGCUCUUGGUACUUAGCUAGCUACCUGUGACGCAAAAGAGAUGCGGCCUCCGGAGUAGCCGCGGCCAUGGAUUCGGUCCUUGGCGCUCUGGCCUCAAGGUACUUGACACACAAUGCCCCCACCGCGGCCUUUGUGUAUGGGGCGGAGGCUCAGGGUAAGUCAGCGAAAUUCUGAAUGGCUCGCUUAGACGCGGCUGUCUGAAACGCGCGUGGCCUCUAGGCGUCGCUCGCCCCAGCUUUCGAAGUUCCCCAAUAGAAAAAUACAGAUCAGGCUUAGAGCUUCGGCGUCUUUGGGUUUGUUCCGGGCCAGGCUGUACAGCUCCCCGUCUUGGCCGAAUUCGCGCUGUCAUUGUUCCAGACGCAUUCUUGCAAAAGCCGCAAACUUGCGGAAACACAAAGCGCGGCCGGGCCCCCCCUUGAGGGGGGGGUUUGGGGGACCCCCCUUCGUGGAGAUAUCAAUGGGGAGUAGCUCUCGGCAAAGGCCCCGAAAGGGGGGGGUUUGGGGGACCCCUUGGGGGGACCCCCGAGGACUUCGACUUGCAGCCGAGGAGGGAACUCUGCUAGCCUCCUGGCAAAACAGGCUGGGGCGAAGAACCGCACCCCGAGACCCAGGCCCGGAGGAGCGCCGCGGCCCUGGCAUCACUGUCGUCAGCGCUGCCGCGUAUGGAUUUGAAUUAUUUUGAAGCUGCGCGCGGGCGCCUGUUUCUCCUGCUGGGGCGUGGGCCUGCUGUUGGCCCCAACCCGCAGCACGUCCGGCCUUGGGCUGCCCGCGUAUUGCUUUCAUUAAAGCGAAAGCACUGCAGGGGCUGGCCUUCCGACAUCUACGCCGGCCACGCCGGACCCAAAGCCAUGACGCAGUGAGCCCCGAGUGCGGUAAUCUUCUUGCCGUCAGGCAAGCGAGCUCAGGAUACCACUGCAGGCGCUGUUGCCACGCAGUCGAUUUUUGCCGGCAAAAAGCCAUCUACUUACCGCGACGGGUAAGUUAUAUGUGGCAAAAAAAAAGAGUUUUCAGCAAAAAGUAUUUCCCAUUGCCAUAGAAGAUAUAGGCGGACGGGCGGAAACGACGGAUCACUGUGAAGAUUAUCCUCCUGUAGUAGAAGAGCCAGGAGAAGGAGACCUCCAAGCGGAUAGUACUGGUCCAGUGAAAAAUCAAGGAGAUGAUCAUGAGGAUCCCAAUUGCAGCAAAGGUAAAAACACGUCGCCAGCAGGAGUUUCUUCCGCCCAAGCCGACCUCCUCGCCCAGCCGACCCCCGCGCCGGUGUUUUUUUCAGAAGAAGCCGCCGCUUGGCUGCAGAAGAAUUUCGCCGUGGACGAUAGUUUGUGGGUGUACGCGAGAACGUACAUUUUGCUUGAGUCGGAACAUAGAAAUAGCAAGGAGGACAGCGAUUUGACAACAUCACCGAAGGACUUUCUUGCCGAAAAAGCGUUUCUCUACCUGAAGUGCGCGGUUUUUAAGCAGCUGGUCUUACUGCAGAGAGAGAUUGAAACGAGUUACGAUCAGGUUUUCGCGAUUGCGACUGGAACAUGUGAGGAAAAAGGGGAGAAGCAUGUUGAACUGGUAGCUCAACAUGGGGACAGGACGAGCAAGAUCAGUACAUGUACAUCAACUGCAGUUCCGGGUGGAACUUCUACAACUGUCCCGGACCACCCCAAGAACACGAACACGAGCAGUGGCCGCGGGCACUCAAUCUCGUUCACUCAGCUGGUCAACAAGAAGAAAAUCAACAUCAUUUCCCAGCUGGAGACCUACAAUGAACGAAUCGCCCGGGCGCACACCGAGCUGCAAUCCAUAGAAGCGGAGAUAGUCGAGAAAACCGCGGCCAUCGGGGAUUGCAAGGAGGAAUUCGAUAUCCUGUGCAAAAGUAUCGUAUUUUUAUUGCAAUCAUGCAUUACAAAUUUAUUUUUUUCUUAUGGUAAAGCCUACCGCAUUGCAAAUUCAAUUUCUCAUGCUGAUGAAAUUUGUAAUGCAUUUAUACGAGUGCGAUAUUUUAAUUUUUGCAAUGCAUAUUCGAGGUCGCAGUUUGCGAGGUUUUCGGCGCGGAUCAGAUAGCCGCCGGCGCCGAACCCGGGAGCGCGUCCGCCGUUUCUGUGCGCAGCGCGGCCGCGGCGUCGGUGCUGUCGGCGGCGCAGGCAACGCUUUUUGUUCCAAACGGUUUUUACAGCGGUCGUGGUGGUCGUAUUGGAGGCGGUGGUGCAGCAGCGGGGCGGGGGUCUUCUGCACAGACCCCGGCACAAGUUGUGCAACAUCCACACGUGGCCGCGCUGUGGACAAAAGCAGACUCGACUCUGGAACAGGCUUGGGUGGCGGUUAUGUCCCUAUCAACUGCAAAAAUGUCUGGGUCUGGAAGGUUGACACUUGUGAUGCGCAUUUCAGAGCACAGAAAAAUCUCUCAUGCAUAGGCAGCAAAAGUUGCCCAUUUUCUGUCACCAAAGUCAGGGAUUUGUCAUGCGGAUUCGGAACUACUGCCCAAUCGUGACCAUGCCCGUAGGAACUACUUUAAUACUGUCUCUACGACUUUUGACUUCAUUCAUAACCUUCAAUUGUAUUCCUACCUAACUUGUAUUUUUUGUUUUUUCUCUGUACGAUUGGCCAAAGCGCCACCGGGACAGCCUGCCCGUAGACCACCGAUGUCAUGCGGAUUCGGCAUUGCGAACGCUUCUCGAAACCUGUGAUGCUAGAGCUUGCAUGCCAGACCUUCUGUGUCAUGCAAAAGCAGCAUGAGUCUUCCAGACCCAGACACUUUUUCAUUUGAUAGUCCCUGUGCGAACGGAGUCCAGCUUGGCGGAUGGCCUUCAAGGAGCAACAGAAUAUCGCAAGAAAGAAACUGUGUAAGUGUAAAUCUGUGAUGCAGAACACGCAGCAGAGUUACACCUGUCAUGCCAGACAGCCAUGAAGUCCUCUUUUCAUGUGUGUUUUCCCUUACCAACCAUGCAUGACAGGUUUUCUCUGUCAUGUACGGCAAAUUUGUGAUGCUGUUUCCCAAAGAAAGUUACACUUACACACUUUUUUUCCUGGAUACAGAAGGGAGAAUGAACAAAGCGAGAUCAUAAGUACUUCGCUUAGCACGAUGCGCAAUUAUAUCAUAUCUUUCUCUGUGACUGUGUCGUGCAGCUACACAAUUUCUGACUAUCUUGCGAAGAUUCGCUCGUGGUGAGCGUCUGGAAUGGAUAUCAACAUCGAUGAAAGUCAAAAGGAAAAGUCAUUCUGUUUCGACUGCUAGAAUGUAAAUUCGUUAUCGAUGUUAAUGUUUCCAAAAAAAGCAAUCGAACCAUGUGUGUGGUGCCAGUGAACCAUGUGUAUGGUCCAGCGAGAAGGCAAAGCCAGAAACGAAUGUCAGC